Messenger RNA from Gadus morhua (Atlantic cod), 1165 nucleotides. RefSeq names its product C-type lectin domain family 3, member Bb (gene clec3bb). NCBI's taxonomy places the organism in Eukaryota, Metazoa, Chordata, Actinopteri, Gadiformes, Gadidae. Gene Ontology annotation, biological process: bone mineralization; ossification. The coding region runs from base 132 to 737 and encodes 201 amino acids. The transcript has 3 exons. The record is from RefSeq and is a predicted model, not a curated record.
ACGUGGACUUGUGUGUUAUUUUCCACUGUUGUCGUGUGAGGAGGGAGAGAGGGAGGGAGGUGGAGACAGAGGAGAGGUCUGGACGAAGCUCCCGUCUCUCCCGCUGUCCACCACUCUCUCCUCCUGGCGUCAUGGUGUCCAGACGGGCUCUCCUCCUGCUGGGGGUACUCCUGCUCGCGGGGGUCUCCCUACAGCAGAAGUCUCCAGCCAGGAAGAAACCUCUGAAGAAAGACUCCGGUUCGGACUCAGCUCUGGAGCGUCUCCAGAAAAGUGUCAAUGAGAUCAUCAUCGAGCUCAACGUGCUGAAGGAACUGCAGGCCCUGCAGACAGUGUGUCUGAGAGGCGUGAAGAUCGGCAGGAAGUGCUUCCUGUUCGAGCCGCUCCUGAAGCGCUACCACACCGCCAGCGACGACUGCAACGCGCUGGGCGGCGUCCUGGGCUCCCCGAACACCACCGACGAGAACCGCCAGCUCGCCGACUACAUCCGCGAGAACGCCGGUGACGACGGCAAGGUCUGGCUGGGCGUCAACGACAUGGUGACCGAGGGGCUCUGGGUGGACCAGACGGGCACCAGCGUCGCGUUCAAGAACUGGGACGUCUCCAACUCCAGGUCCCCGCAGCCGGACGGCGGCGCGGCGCACAACUGCGCCGUGCUCUCCAGCGCCCCCGGUGGGCGGUGGUCCGACGAGGACUGCCGCGACGACCGGCAGUCCGUGUGCCAGUUCAACAUCGUCUGAGUGCGUGUCGUGAUGCUAACGCCAGGUAGCCUGCUGGCUGGUUACUUUUCAACAUCGUCUGAGUGAGUCGUAGCGCUAACGCUAGGUAGCCUGCUGGCUAGUUGCUUUGUCAUUUGUUAAUCUUUCAACGUUGAUUUGUUUCUUAUCAAUCUUAACAGUCAGGUUAAGUUGGUGAGAAAUGAUUGAUUAAAUGUUGCUGAAAAAUUGUCUAGUCUUUUAUUACUGCAAUUCAAAGAUGUUUAAUGCCUUACCCAUCUUUAUGGCAAAUUUACUAGAGGUCCCAGUGCAUACAAAUAAAAUAAAAUCUUUUGGUAAAGAUAGGUUGGUGGUAAACAAGACAAUGUUUAUAUUUUGAAAAAGGCUGUUGUAUGAAUUCUUGCUUUGCUUGAUUGCUAACCUUGUGUUUAAUAAACAGAGCUGAAGCAAGA